This is a messenger RNA of Rhagoletis pomonella (apple maggot), 1014 nucleotides long. RefSeq names its product bifunctional peptidase and arginyl-hydroxylase JMJD5-like. The record is from RefSeq and is a predicted model, not a curated record. Lineage: Eukaryota; Metazoa; Arthropoda; Insecta; Diptera; Tephritidae. The transcript has a single exon. The coding region runs from base 1 to 816 and encodes 271 amino acids. Gene Ontology annotation, molecular function: histone H3K36 demethylase activity. Gene Ontology annotation, cellular component: nucleus.
AUGAAUGCACAUAUAUGUACAUAUCUCCUAUUAGAGGACAAUGCAGAGAGUGAUCUGCCAAUCAUAGCUGAGCUUGAACGUCAACAAUAUAAAUGUGAUAUACCCGUCUUGGAUUGUCCCUCAGUUGAGAACUUUCGCAAAAUAUGUUUCAGUUCCGAGCAACCAGCGCUGCUGCUCAACACAAUUGCACAUUGGCCUGCUAUGCAUAAAUGGCGGGAUCUUAACUAUCUACAUAAACUAGCCGGUAAUCGAACAGUGCCAAUUGAAAUCGGUGCCAACUACACGACAGAUGAAUGGUCACAGCAGCUAGUCAAAAUACGCGAUUUCCUGCGCAGACAAUUUGUGCAAGACAACACACAAAUCGAAUAUUUGGCACAACAUGAACUGUUCGAUCAAAUACCGGCACUUAGAACAGACAUACGCAUACCCGACUACUGUAUUUUGCACUCCAUCGAUAAUAGCUCCGAUCCUGAAAAGGUUUCAAUUAAAGCUUGGUUGGGACCUAAAAAUACCAUAUCACCACUGCAUUAUGAUCCCGAACACAACUUGCUCUGUCAAGUGUUUGGCCGAAAGCAGGUCAUAUUAGCAGCACCGACUGAUACUGCAAAGUUGUAUCCUCAUGAUUCCGAAAUGCUUUGUAAUACCUCACAAUUGGAUGCAACUCGGUUGGACUUAGAGCGAUUUCCGUUAGCAGCAGAGGUUGCUUUUUAUAAUGUAACUUUACAGGCAGGCGAUUGCCUUUACAUACCACCAAAGUGGUGGCAUUAUGUACGUGCCGAGAGUGAAAGUUUCUCUGUAAGCUUUUGGUGGUCAUAAUUUUGUAUAAAUAUGUUAAAUUGGAAUGUGAUUAAACAACAAAUGCUGAAUAAGUUCAAUAUUUUGAAUAUCAAUGUUGAGAAGUCAUAUAAUGACUUUGUCUGUGCAAUGAUAACGGUAUAUGAUCGUUAUCACAUAACCUAGUGCGCUUAAAAUAUUUUAAUUGUGACUCGGCGCAUUGGUAGCCCUUGGACAGCG